This is a messenger RNA of Amphibalanus amphitrite, 1241 nucleotides long. RefSeq names its product keratin-associated protein 5-1-like. The record is from RefSeq and is a predicted model, not a curated record. The transcript has 7 exons. The coding region runs from base 157 to 918 and encodes 253 amino acids. NCBI's taxonomy places the organism in Eukaryota, Metazoa, Arthropoda, Thecostraca, Balanomorpha, Balanidae.
AGCAGUGACUGUGCAGCGGACGGAGCUCUACGAGCGGCGGACGGGAGGUGGGCGGAGGGCGGGGGCCGCGCUCAGAGGUCACCGGAGGACGCCAGUGGACGCGCCUAGCCUUGGACGCGCCGACCGAGGCCGACGGACCGGCCAGUGCUGGCCCAGAUGGCGUCUUCACCGCUCGUGCUGUUGCUGCUGCUGCAGACGGGGGUUGUUUGGGGAGCCGAGACGGCGGACCAGACAGUUCCGCUGGGUGAGCUGCACUGCAGUAAGGGCGGAUCGUGGUGCCCUUCCGGUGAGACCUGCGGAGGUCCCGUCUGCGGCCCCGGGCCACGCUGCUGCGACGAGGCCGUCGACGCCUUCCUGCAGAGACCGGUGCUCCUUCGGCCGCCGAUCCUGCCGUCUGACGUCAAAGGAGCGCCUCCGAUCGACUCCAUCGGGAGCGUCAGAGAGCCGCCUUCGACAGAGACGGCGAACAAGCCGCCGCCGCCGCCACGUCGCUGUCGGCCCGGCACAAAAUGCAUCGAUAACUUUCCCUGCGAGCAGGGCGGCUCGUCCUGCCCCUCCGGACAGACGUGCGGAGGCAGCUGUGGCCCCUACACGUGCUGUGCACUGCCAUCGUCGGCCUGCGGUGAGGGCGGGAACGUCUGUCCCGCCGGGUACAUCUGCCGGCCGUGCCCCCUGCCCGGCGGCGCCUGCUGCUUUUCGAGCUGCAACCACACGAGGUCUUACAUAGCCGAGCCGUGUGGGGAGCACGAAAUCUGUCUGCCCUGCGAAUCCGACAAUCAACAACUCUGCUGUCGGCCCCGACCCAAUACACUCGAGAGCUGCCGACGCCGGUGCUCUCGGGAGCCCGUGAAGCGGUGCUUUCUGCACGGGUGUCCGCCAGGGGGCGGCUGGUGCUGCCGAAACCCCCUGACCACCUGAAGUGACGUCACACAAUGUACCUAGUGACGUCACCGUACAGGCGGCCGGUGCAGCUGUGCUUGGAUGAUAUCUCUUGGAAGAUCAUGGAAGACGUCGCUCUCAUACGAGAAAACCGAGAGGUGACUGCGAUAAAUGUAGUGGGCAUUUGUUAGGCGCAUUGUAUCCUAUGCGUAGGUAAUAGGGAUCCUAUAGCUGAGUGCACAACGCCAGGUACCUAGAUAUUUUCUAGCAGUAGCUAUGUGGAUUCGAGUGUCUGUAGGUAAUGCAUUGGAAUAUAUCCUGUAACUGAAACGAAAUAUGUUCAAUACAUCAGCGAUCAUCCA